Molecule: messenger RNA, 312 nt
Organism: Penicillium expansum
Lineage: Eukaryota; Fungi; Ascomycota; Eurotiomycetes; Eurotiales; Aspergillaceae
Exons: 2
Coding region: 1-312 (103 amino acids)
Source: RefSeq, a predicted model, not a curated record
AUGACUUCCAUCGUUGUUCCUUCCCUUGGGAAGAAGGAAGCGGUUUUUCUGGAUGUUCUUUGUCCGCUUCACAACAUGCCCUCCUGGAAGAUCCUUGGGUCAACCGGGAGAGGAAACAAAAACCUGUCUCAAAGGGUACUGUACCACACACGAGAGACUCGGCCUCGCGCUCAUGCGACGGUAUCGGGUUAUGUGGGGUUGUAUGGUUCCGUGGGUUUGAGGGAUAUGUUCAUCUGUCGUCGUCUGCUCCCAGCAUUCCUCAACUCCUGUCUGCGCCAGUACUUGAUGCUCGCCCUCUUAUGUCUCGAUUGA